ACGUCGUCCCCAAUCGCCGCCUCCCGCCGCGCCCUCGCCCUUUCCCCAGUCGCCGCCUCCGCCUCCACCUCCGCCGGCGCGAAGCCCGCGCCCCCGUCGCCGCGUGCCGCCGCGGACCCCCGCGAAGUAGCCCUCGCCCAAGGACGCCGCACCCAAACCCUAGCACCCCGUAGGGCUCCCUCUUGCCCACCGCCGCUACCAGAGAGAGAGAGAAAGAGAGGAGGAAGGUGGUGCAAAGAAGGAGGUGCCGCCCGGAGCUUCGCCGGAGUACGACGCCGCCGCCACACCGGAGGAGAGGAGGAACACGAGGAGGAGGAGCCGAGGAGGUCGUUCUCCCCGCGCCGGCGCCUCCCGUGUCAAGGUCGCCGCCGGGUCCAGCGGGGUUGGCUCCCCGCUUCCGCAUGCGGCCCAAGUCGCCUCCGGCUCCGACGACGUCGCCCCCAUUGCCACGGUCAGUCCCUCCUCUCCGACCAUUGCACGAGGGGACAUGUUUCCUUUCUGCCUGAAGAGGAAAUGAUGGAUCUUGAGUCUUUGGCGGAGUACAAUGAAAUUGUUAGGAAGAUGUUCGCCAAUGAAGAAGAAGGAUUUCAGUUUUACAACAAAUAUGGUCGUGAGAAAGGAUUUAGUGUGAGGAGAAGCUAUGUUGAGUGGGACAGUGGCCACAAUGAGCUGACCCUUCGGAAGUUUGUUUGCAGCCGUGAAGGUUUCCGUGAAGAGAAGCACACGAAGAGGGAGGAUAAGCAGCGGAGGCCACGAAAUAUAACUCGUGUUGGAUGUCGUGCGAAAUUUGUGAUUGCACGAGAUAAGAACACGGGGCAGUGGUAUGUGAAAGAUUUCAUCGACCCCUGGCGCCCAUCUUCUUCUUGUUCACCCGGGUGAAGACGACUCGGCGAACUCGGGUCGACCCCUGGCGCCGUGCCGCGUUUGGCAUCGCCUCGCCCCUCGGCGUCCACGCUCUAAUAAUAGAAGAUCCGCGCCGCCCUUCUCUCUCCAAACCCUAGCCUCCUUGACACGCGCCGCACGUUCCACAAACCGUACCCACCGGCCUCCCAUUGCAACCGACCUCCAAGCUGCCGCCGCCCGCCGUCCACUCCAGAUCACCGACGCGCGACCCCUUCCGGCCGUCUUCAACCGUCGCGACCCAUCUUGAUAUCAUGGAUCCUAUCAACAUUCAACUACUUCAGAAGGCCCUGAAGGAUGAGGAUGAGAUGAUUACCAAAUUUAAGGGGGACCGAGAUGAUUCGAAUUUAGAGAUAGAGCAACAACGUGCCAAAUCAAACAUCAGCAGGAAAACACAGGUACAUGAAAUUAACCGGUCUUUAAUCGCAGAGUGUGCCCGGCUGGACGAAAGGUGCCACGAUGAGAAUGUUGAUUUUGUCACCAAAUUUGAGAAGAGUCUGGUAGGCUUCCUGCGCAAAGGGUUUGAGGAUCAGCGUGUUUACUUUGCCCAGCAAAGAAAGGAGGAACGUGCUGUCUUCAAUAUGGCCUUUACAAAGCUCUUUCAUCAAACUGAAGCCUACAUAAAGAACGAGCGAGAAAAUAACGACAACAUUCAUAUGAAGCUAAUGAAACAAUUGGAUGAGUUGGAGAUUGUGCACUCAAAGGUUAAGUCCCUGAUUGACUUCUCUAUCCACGAAGCACAGGGUCGUGCCAAGAUGAAUGUCCAGGUACCGGAUGGGAUCUACAUGCCACGGGGUAAAUUCUUAAGAUUAAUGGACAACGAGUGUGGCCUGGAUGUGGUUAUGCGCUUUAAGGUCCACAUGGUGAAGCAAUUGUAUUAUGAUCUACAAAAGUACGAUGAUGAAAGAGAUGAUAUUGGUCAGGUCACACUUUACAAUUCAGAGAACACAACUAUUGAGUACCACAAAAUGGUGGAGAUUCUAGAUCCAUUUGGAUACACAGGAGAUGCAGAGUUGUACUACCUGCUUCCUGUUCCAGGGAUUAAUUUGUUAGAUGGGUUAAAAAGGAUUAAUGGAGCAGAAGAUGUUAAGCUAAUGGUGGAUGAUCAUGCUAAAGCAGGGACUAAAAUUUGUCAUCUGUAUUUAGUGAACAGAUCAGAGUCUCCAAAUAUGACAUCUCCCAGAGAGGAGUCUCCAAAUAUGACAUCUCCCAGAGAGGACUCUCCAGAUAUGACAUCUCCUAGAGAGGAUUCUUAAAUGAUUAGGUUCUGGUUUCAUUUUGAGAACUGAGAUUUUGUUAUCAAAUUGAAUACUUGGGUUGUGUUUCUUUAUUUUGGUUUUUUAAUAUCGGACUCCUGAAGUCAAGGACGCUGCUUGUAGACCCAGAAUGUUUUAGAAAUAUUAUUAGCAAGUUAUCAUUAAACCAUCUCU
Molecule: messenger RNA, 2330 nt
Organism: Panicum virgatum (switchgrass)
Lineage: Eukaryota; Viridiplantae; Streptophyta; Magnoliopsida; Poales; Poaceae
Exons: 5
Coding region: 1155-2156 (333 amino acids)
Source: RefSeq, a predicted model, not a curated record